ACCUACGACGGUUUUAUGAUUUCGUAGCGCUAAGAUGGCUUCGAAAAUAGGGCCCCAGUCUUUCAAGCAUUCUCCCACUCUGUCUCGCUGAACGCAGUCCUGUAUAGCAACAUGACGUAAGCGGUUUGUUUGAUAAUCCAAACAACAAAAUCGUCAACGAUCCAACGGGUGAUAAGCCUACCAGGUGUCAAAUAUGUGUUCAGUAGUGAAACGCGAGUUUAAACUCGCUAAUGUUUGGCUUAAUUACAGCAAACCCGAGGCAUUUUACACGUCACAGUGGCGGUUUCCCUGGCCAGUUUUCAUAAUUUACCGCCUAUCGGUGGCAGCCUACGUCCUGUUCGCCUUCAUAAGGGUCAUGGUCGUUUCGGAGGACGGUGCCGGCACUGGGUUCAAACUCCAACACCACGUUAUGGCGUACAUAACCACGUGGACCUACCUCGCGCUCACUCUCCACAUGGUGCUCGCCGCCAGUGUCGCCAUCUGGUGUCAUUGCCGAGCAAGGUCAAGGUUAGAACCAGAAAAAUCGAUUUCAAACGUAAACACUAUUUCAGAAAAUCAUGUUUGCUCUCAAAGCAAUUCACCCUUGUCAAAAGAAUUGGACACUUGUGAUUAUAAGUCUAAUACAUGUACUAAUUUUGAAAAUAAGCUAAUUAAUUCUGAAAGACCGGAUUUGAAAAUGACAAAUAAUAAUGACGUCACACCCGGCAACGUGACAUUACAGCAUGUGCAAGACCCAGUCAUCAUGAAAAUCAGGAUGCCAUGGUAUCUUAAAAUAUCAUGGGUCCUUUGGAACAUAGUAUUUGUUGGUGCUAUAUUUGUCACCGUUGUGUAUUUUAGUGUAAUAUACCAUAGAGUGCAAAAAAUACUUGGCCACCCUGGUGUACAAUUUGAUGAUUUAAAUGUUCACGGGCUUAAUACAGUGUUCGUCUUUGCUGACGUUGUUGUCUGCGCGAGGCCAGUACGUCUGUUACACGUCGUCUACCCCGUCAUGUACUGCGUCGUGUAUGUCCUAUUCAGCGUCAUAUUCUGGUCUGUGGACCACUCCAACGUUGUCUACAGAGUCUUGCUGGACUGGAAUCAUCCAGACAUCACAAUUGGCAUCGUCCUGGGUAUUGUGGUCUUCACUGUACCAACUCUACAGUGUUUCCAUUUUUCUAUAUACAGGUUACGUCUGUUCAUCUGCCAGAAAAUCUACGGAGAGGAUUAUUAAACUCAUCAGCAAUAACUACGAUACAUUUGUUGUGUCGGGUUCAGACGACGAUUCUGAAAUCUAAGAAGUUCGGUUCAAGGGUUUAGGGGCGGGCGCGCGCCCGCCCGCGCGCGCGUGUGUGUGUGUGUGUUUAGCUGUAUAUAUACGGAGAAAUACACACACGUGUAUAAUGCGUGAAUCAUUUGAGGGCAGAUAGUUUGUUAUACAUUACUGAUGUUCCUUACAAUCUAGAUCCUCCUUGCAAACAUUCUUGCACACGCGCCUGAUAUCAUAAUAUAUUGCUAUGUUAAUGCAAGUCUGGAGAUGUUGGUAGAUGAGACUGACCUGGUUAUUGACGUCUCACAUUGCCAAUCACUGUGAACAGAACAGUGCCUACGAUACCCUAAACUAAGUGAGGUGGCAGUGCAGAAAGAAUCAGGGCAACGUAACAGUGGACCUUCUUCAGAUAGAAAAAAAAAAAACCCAGGCAUCUUUUUUUGGUGGUUUCUGGGAUUGCAACUGUUCUCUUGCGCUGUCGUAACGUACAGUCCUGAGCCCAAGUUUAAAAAACGGCGUAAGCCUAGUUUUGCGCGUAAACGUAAAUCUACGACUAAACCACAAUGUGUAUUACUGUUAACAGCACAACAAAUACAGUUUGAAAUAAACAUAAUUGAUUUUAUUUUGUCCUUACAGCGCUCCAUCUUCCGUAAUGAUGUAAUUUUCUGCCGGAGAUAGAUGCCAAACACAUGUAAACAUAGAACUGGUAUAACUGCUAAUCACAGAGGGAGGGACGUAGCCCAGUGGUAAAGCGUGCACAUGAUGCGCUGUCCUUCUGGGACCGAUUCCUAUCGGUGGUCCCAUUGGGCUAGUUCUCGUUCCAGCCAGUGCAGAACGACUGGUAUAGCAAAGACCAUAGUAUAUGACAUCCAAUAGCCGAUGAUUAAUAAACCGGUGUGCUCUGGUGGUGCCGUUAAACAAAAUAAACUUUAACUUUUUAAACUACAAUGUUUUGUGAAAUUGGCAUCAUGAGAGUGAUGUUCGUCAAUAUGUAGGUGCGAUAACAUUCUCGUGGUUUCCACGAGAGUUGCGAAUACAAUUAUGUCAGCAUUAAUCUGUGAUAUUUAUACAUAUAUUUUAUCUUAGAAGUGGUUUGCGUACUUUUUUAGCUACAGUAUUGUUGUUGGACUAUGUUUUUGUUUUGUUUAUUUAAUCUGUACAUAAGGUGAGACGCAAAUAAAGAAUUUGUCUUUUUAUCUUAGAAGUGAUUUGUGUACGUUUUUAGUUAUUGUGUGGGAGACCGAAUGUGUUACGAAUACCAUUGUAUAUGUUUUUGUACAUACCAUUAUUAUAUGUUUUUGUGUGUUGCCAAGGAUGGCAACAUUUUAAGUCGGGAAGUGUGUAGGAUAGUGAAAUAUAUAUAGUGUAUAAUUUCUUAUAUCUUGAAGGUCAGGAUUUGCCUGCUUCAUAUGGUGGUGGAAAUGCACCAUGAUUGUUUCAUUUACUGCAUGUAUAUUUCCUCCCUUUCUAUAAAAAGAACAUAACCAACCACUCUCUAAGGGCUUACAUUAUUAUGUUUGGAAGACUGGUGCCAGUGCGGACAGCUUUCAUGGUCAUGUGACAUGACCAUAUGUGGAAAGGGCCAAAGUUCUUUGUUCUUGGUGUGAAUCUCACACAAGGCAUUCCACUCUGGUCACCGAGCAAUCAACACCUAGUUACUCUAGCCAUCUUAAGGUUUGGACUCUGGUCGUGUUGGGGCUAUACCUGGGGGGCUAUAACUACCGGAUCUUGUACAAUGACUUAUAGAUCCUGGGGAUAAAUUAUCCUAUAUGGAAACCCCAGUAUUCUGAUUUAUUUAUACUUCUUUUAACUCUACUAUUAAAGCCCUUCAGAUCCUGAA
Messenger RNA from Gigantopelta aegis, 3086 nucleotides. RefSeq lists its product as uncharacterized. The record is from RefSeq and is a predicted model, not a curated record. NCBI's taxonomy places the organism in Eukaryota, Metazoa, Mollusca, Gastropoda, Neomphalida, Peltospiridae. Gene Ontology annotation, cellular component: membrane. The transcript is spliced from 2 exons. Bases 194 to 1210 code for a protein of 338 amino acids.